Fraxinus pennsylvanica is the source of this 1104-nucleotide messenger RNA. The record is from the annotation of a GenBank genome assembly. NCBI's taxonomy places the organism in Eukaryota, Viridiplantae, Streptophyta, Magnoliopsida, Lamiales, Oleaceae.
AUGGGUACUAGAAAAGAAGAAUCUGAGAUGCAAGCCCUCGUUACCUCCGCAAAAACCCUAGGGCAAGUCUGGAUUUUAAUCAACAGAAAGCAUUUGCUUGAUGCUUACCUUCUCAAACACACUGCUCAGAGAGAUGUGCCUUUUUAUGGCUUUGUUCAGCAACCUGCGAUGAUGCUUAGACCAAUAAAUUCAGUAACCGAACUCUGUGGGAACGGCGUAACUAUUCUACAAUCUAACGACAUAUCCCCUAUGGAAUCUUCAUCUACCGCUGCCACAACUCCAACGGAUGAUUCAAAACAAAACUUAACCCUAGUUACCAAUUCAAUUGAGAAAACAUUGGGUAUCCUCCACCAGCUCGACCUCACUGUCUCCUCUAACAAUGUGGCAUCCAAAUUACCCCUUCUCCGGGCCAUGAAUAAUUUAGUGUUGGAGUUGGAUAAUAUGAAGAAAUUAGCGGACAACUGUAAUAUUCAGGUGCCCAUGGAGGUUAUUAAUUUGAUAGAUGAUGGGAAGAAUCCAGAUGAAUUUACACGGGAUGUGUUGAAUAGUUGUGUUGCCAAAAAUCAGAUUACUAAAGGCAAAACAGACACCUUCAAGAGCUUUAGAAGUCAUCUGCUCAAGGAACUAGAUCAGACAUUUCCUGAUGAAGUUGAAGCUUAUAGGGAGAUACUCGCAGCUUCUGCAGCUGAGAAAAAAAAGAUCAUUACGAAGAAGUAUGAGAGAUCGUUGUUUGAGUCUUCAGAACUGGUUGCUGUUGGUGUAGUCCCAGUUAGAAGGAUUUUUUCCUUCGUCAAGUUGCAGAUUCCAGCUCUAACUUUGUCAAGCAAUAUAUCCUCAGAUCCUUUUUUGUUUGUCUCCGGGAUCCUCGGCAAACUGAAGGAGUACAUUGAUGAUACAGAGGACUUCAUCAACAUUCAGCUGGAUAAUGUUGGAAACCAGCUGAUACAGUUCGAGCUUUUACUUACUACUGCAACAUUUGUUGUUGCAAUAUUUGGUGUUGUUGCUGGGAUAUUUGGCAUGAACUUUGCAAUACCAAUGUUUGAUUAUCCAGGAGCAUUCAAAUGGGUUCUGAUGAUCACUGGAGUCAUUGUAGGUUGCACAUAG